AAACAGCGCUUAUUUAAAAGAUUACGCUACAAUUACUUACGAAUGUUCAGUGGUCGAGUUUCUCACUGUUAAAAAUUAACGCCUAUUUCGCGCACAAAAAUACAAAAUGGGAGAGGGAUUUUUACGUGCUGAUAACACAAGCUACUUGUGACCUUUCAACAUAUGUGAACUGAAGAUUGAAAUGAUGACCACCUUCACUUUUCAACGAAUCUGUGUUUUUUGUUCAAUUUCCGUGAUUAUUUUCGGAACCAUACUUCUAUACAUUCAUGUCUAUUAUUCUGAAAGUAUACCUGCUUUUCUGUUAAAAUUCCCAUAUCGUAUAACGGACAUAGAAAAUUCUAUGCUUUCACAACGACCAGAAUGCCCCAGGGAUACUCCUAAUGCAGUUGGGCAUCUGGAUAUUUUGAAGACUGUACCUACCUGGUCGCAUUUAGUAGAACAGUACACAUCAUCAUCCCUUCAACCUAAGAUUGUUCUUUCACAAACUCGCCCUGAUACGUCCACUAACCUUACGAGAGUGGUGAUUCUCAAUAGCACUUCUAACGCUGAAAACAAUACACAUUCACUGGAGAAGUUUGUUGGAAUGUGGCGUCCAGUUGACUGUGAUCCAACUGAAAGACUAGCUAUCAUCGUGCCAUAUCGAAAUCGGGACUCCCACUUGCGUAUGUUUUUAGAACAUAUGCAUUCAUUUCUACGGAAGCAAAGACUUAUGUAUACGAUAUUCGUUAUUAACCAAGAUGGUACAACUCGUUUCAAUCGUGCUCUCCUUUUAAACAUAGGAUUUAUUGAAUCUAUGCGAGUGGCUAAAUUUGACUGUUUUAUAUUUCAUGAUGUGGAUCUAUUACCUGAAGACGAUCGAAAUACCUACCGAUGUUCCAAUCAACCGAGACAUUUAUCAGUUGCUGUGGAUAAAUUCAGUUACCAUCUUCCUUAUCAACAGAUUUUUGGAGGUGCAGUAGCACUAACUCGAGAACAGUUUGUAAAGGUUGGUGGGUUUUCGAACUUGUAUUAUGGAUGGGGUGGCGAAGAUGAUGACUUAUAUGCUAGAGUUAUUAACGCCAAAUACAUAGUCGUACGGUAUCCUGAAGAAAUUGCGCGUUACAAAAUGAUCAGUCACAGCAGAGAUCCAAAUAAUCCAAUUAAUCCACAACGUCAAAAACUCCUAGAUACUGCUGCAUCUCGUUUCAAGACAGAUGGCUAUUGGAAUGCCAACUAUACACUGCUGGAAGCUCGUCCUGCCUACAAUGGUCUCUUCUAUUGGGUUUCAGUGAGUGUUAUCAAUUGAUCUGCCUACAGUGAAAUUCCCUGCUUUUUGCUUGCUAUUACAGUAAGUUUAAUUUACUUACUUCAUAAUCGUUGAUUCACAGCAAAAAUUAAGUGUUUCUAUUGAAUGAGGCGUUCAAAAUCUCACCAUGUGAAUUAUCCAGUACAAAAAUGCAAGAAGGUGUAUGUACCAUUCCAUUCUCUCUGUCUGUGAAGACCGUUUUCAUAAUUUAUAAACAUAAAGUCAAUCAACUGAAUAGUUUAAUGAACUAGUCAAUGAAAAAAAAUUAGGCGAAUUCCUCUUCAUUUUGGGUCACUGUUCAUACUUUAGUUGUCAUUUUUCUUGUCAAUAUUCUUAAGGAAACUAAGCGGAACUUCUCUUUUCCCUAUACUCUUAUUAUUGAGUAUCUAAUCUAAUCUUUUCUUAACGUAUUUUAACCCCUUCUGUUACACCCUAUGGUUGCAUUUUGCUGGGUGUUUUGUGUAUUCUAUGUAUGUAUUUGUUUUUUUCAUCUUUCCACUAUUAUCUUCUUGUUUGUUCCCUUUUAGUACUGCUGACAUUAAUGGAAUGCUCGAACAGAGGUUUCUAUUUGUGUCGGUUCUUUUGAAAUGUAUUUAACCUUCAAGUCUCUGUUUCUCAUUUCCAACAUAAAACCUCCGUCUUGUUUAUCAUUUGUGAUAACUGUAGCACUUUUCAUCUUUAAAAAAAGUCUUUAAGAAGUUACUUUUCCGCUGAAUUGGUAGAACUAAUUCCUAAAAGUACCAAUCAAUGUAGUAUCUCAGAAGUUAAGAUCUUUGCUGUUGUGAAGCUAUGUGCCAUUACUUUUUUCUGGCUAAUUCACAUAAAAAAUGUAUUUUUUUCUCUCCUGAGUUCCCUUAGUUUAUGAAAUUUCUAACCUUUCUUGACGGUAUUUUUGAUGAUUUCUUUAAAAUUUCCCUCUUUAUCUCUUCAUACAUACAUAUCAUGACAAGCGUUAAUUGAACUAAUUCUCCUGUUUGCAAUAUGGGUAAAGAGUUACACAGUGAAUUUAUAUAUUGUAUCAAUCUCUUUUCAUAGAUACCUGGUUACAUACAAUCUACAUUUGAUCUCUUUGUUAUCAGGUAAAAUCUUGUCGUAAACAGAAAAGAUGAUGAUUAUCCUUUCUUUCAGUAGUCCCUAAUUAGUCUGUUGUAUGUAUACAAAACUCAUCUUUCUACUCAGGAAUUCGAACACAUUUGUACUAUUUCUUUGUUGAUUCCCUGUUUGUAUUGUAUGUGGAUGAUGUUAACUUAUCCCUGAAUUUUCAAUUUUUUUUGAACAGAAUACUUGUUUCUGUUUUUUUUUUUACAAUGCUUUGCCAGAACUAGUAUUUUUUUAUGUAAUUGAGUAAACUAUGCC
Molecule: messenger RNA, 2641 nt
Organism: Trichobilharzia szidati
Lineage: Eukaryota; Metazoa; Platyhelminthes; Trematoda; Strigeidida; Schistosomatidae
Source: the annotation of a GenBank genome assembly